UUUGGCCGACAGCUCAGAUAACCGUCUUCAUGCAAACUGUUUAUUGCUGAAGAAGGGAUGCGAGGUCGGAAGUAACUUUACUCACUGAAGAAUUAACUAUGGCACGGAGUCAAGGUGUGAACCACGAGCUCUCUGAGAUUCUGAACCAGCUGUGGAGUCGGGAUACAAACCGUCUCAAACCUGGGACUGACUACACCAUCUCCCUACAGGGAAAGGCAGGUUACGUGGCCCAGGGUAGUAACACUGCCAGAGACAUGGCUAGAGCUCCUCUGUUCGCCUAUGUCAACGAGGGCAAACUGAAAAACAUCAAGACCUACGCCUUGUUCAUGCGUCUCCUGGACAACUAUGAGAUGUCUACAGGCGUGUCGGAGACCGUCACCUCUGAGGAGCUGAUAGAGAACGAUCUCUUCCUCAAUGCCAUUCUGGAGACCGAGGUCAUGAAGUGUGCCCACAAGUACCUGGUGAGUAAGGGUCACUCCCCGUCAGACCAGCAGCAGUUCAAGAGGCAGCUCUAUAACAUGUGGUUCAGACUCUAUCACCGAGACCGCAGUGGAGGUGAGGACUCCUGUGGUUUUGAACAUGUGUUUGUUGGUGAGUCUAAGAAAGGGAAGGAGAUCACGGGGUUCCACAACUGGGUUCAGUUCUAUCUGCAGGAGAAGCAUGGCAAUGUGGACUACAAGGGUUACAAGGCCCAGGGCAACAGGAACACUCCAGAUGAGGAUGACCACGUUCUGAACCUGCAGUUCAGCUGGAAGGGCCUGGUCAAGCCUGUGGGAAGCUCCUUCAUCGGGGUCAGCCCAGAGUUCGAGGUCGCCCUCUUCACCAUUCUCUUCCUCGCGUCGACUGAGAAGGUGACCACGGCCGUGGUGAAGGUGGACGAGUACCUGCUAGAGAUGGUGGUGUAUCGUCAGGGGCGAUCCAUCGGAACCUCCUACCCCAAACUACUCAGCAGCAACAACAGGGACCUGUAGUGGGGAGAUCUAAGCACCCUGAUUCUGAAACCAGGCCCAAAUGGAACCCUCAUCCCUAUGUAGUGCACUGCUUUCAACCAGGGCCCAUAGGGCUAGUAGUGCACUAUAUAGGGAAUAGGGUUCCAUAGUGCUCUGGUCUAAAGUAGUGCACUAUAUAGGGAAUAGGGUUCUAUAGGGCUCUGGUCUAAAGUAGUGCACUAUAUAGGGAAUAGGGUUCCAUAGUGCUCUGGUCUAAAGUAGUGCACUAUAUAGGGAAUAGGGUUCCAUAGGGCUCUGGUCUAAAGUAGUGCACUAUAAUAGGGAAUAGGGUGCCAUUUGGGGCUUAGCCAGAAUAAUCUGUCAUGUCGUGUACUGUGUUUUUGACACCAUAGUGUUAUUAGGUUGUGUUCUCCUCCAUCAAAUACUUAACCUCGUUCCCAGGUUCAAUGACUAAUUACAGAUCCUGGAUCAUUCAUUCAUUUGCGCUAAACUAUUAUAUUAGAGAUUACAGUUGAUCCAGGACCAGGAUUGUGUGUCUCUCUCUGCUACCAGCUCUCCUUUCUGUCCUGAAUAUUCAGUUCUGGUCCUUGGUCUUUCACAAAGCAGAGGGCUGUUUUUAUUUUCUGUUAAGAAAACUACUAAAGCAUUUUGCCAAUCCAUUAAAACCUAGAUUUACUAUGAUAGGAACCUGGUUGUCUAACAUUAUAUUAACCGUGUUGUUCUCUUGUUUUUAAUAUUACUACUUUCUUAUGAUUAUUAAGUUUAAUUUCUGCUUGAAGAAAAUAAAACAUGUUUACAAGUA
Messenger RNA from Oncorhynchus nerka (sockeye salmon), 1752 nucleotides. Its product is annotated as uridylate-specific endoribonuclease C-like. The coding region runs from base 99 to 971 and encodes 290 amino acids. The record is from RefSeq and is a predicted model, not a curated record. Gene Ontology annotation, molecular function: RNA endonuclease activity. The transcript is spliced from 8 exons. Lineage: Eukaryota; Metazoa; Chordata; Actinopteri; Salmoniformes; Salmonidae.